AUGGCGGCUCUGAGCUCGGCGACCAAGCGCCUGGGGCGGCUGAUCCCGCACUCCAGCGUGCUCUUCGUGUGCGACGUGCAGGAGGUCUUCCGCGGGCUGACGUUCCAGCUGCCCACGGUCAUCCACGGCACCAACACCAUGGUCUCCGCGGCCAAGCUGCUGAACGUGCCCGUGGUGGUGACGACCCAGUACGGCUCCCGCCUGGGCAGCACCGUGUCCGAGAUCUCCAAGAACCUGGAGGACGCGCCGGACGUCAAGGUCUUCGACAAGAUGAAGUUCUCGAUGCUCGUGCCCGAGGUGGAGCGCCACCUGACGACCAACAUGCCGCAGCGCAAGUCCGUGCUGCUCUGCGGCAUCGAGACCCACGUGUGCGUGCUGCAGACGUGCCUCGACCUGCUGGAUAAGGGCUACGACGUGCACGUCGUCUCGGACGCCGUGUCCAGCUCCACGAGCUACAACCGCUCCAUGGCCCUGGAGCGCAUACGCCAGUCGGGCGCCUACAUCACGUCGGUCGAGUCGGCCAUCUUCCAGCUGGCCAACGACGCCGGCAACCCCGAGUUCAAGAGCAUCUCCAAGCUCAUCAAGGAGCACCUCAAGGUCCAGAACGGCUUCGACACGGGCGCGCGGAUCUAA
Phytophthora sojae is the source of this 633-nucleotide messenger RNA. RefSeq lists its product as hypothetical. The transcript is spliced from 2 exons. NCBI's taxonomy places the organism in Eukaryota, Oomycota, Peronosporomycetes, Peronosporales, Peronosporaceae. The record is from RefSeq and is a predicted model, not a curated record. The coding region runs from base 1 to 633 and encodes 210 amino acids.